GUUUAGAAGUCAGCACAUCAUCAGAUUGUGCAGUGGUGGAGCAAGGUUUAAAACAUGUAGUAGACAAUCUUCCUCAGUUGCUGAACUGCAUCACCGCAAACUUGUUGAAGUUUCCGGUCCCCAAAGUUCAAAUCUUCUGCAGGGUCUAUUUACCAACGACAUCAACAAUUUAUCAGGAAGUCAUUCCGCACUGUACACACAUCUUCUGAAUGUUCGUGGUAGAAUAAUGUUUGAUAACAUAAUCUAUCGACAUGAAGAUACGUACUUAAUUGAGGUUGAUGCAAGUUUGGUAACUAAAUUCUUGAAGUUCUUAUCAAUGUACAACAUCAGAAGCAAAGCCAAGAUAGCUAUCAGAGAUGAACCAGUUUAUGUUUCUUUUAUACCUGGAUCCUCAUUACUGGAUGGUGGUUACAUUGAUCCUAGACUGCCUCUUCUUGGUUGUCGUCACAUUGGUUCCCCACCAGAGGGUGCUUCUACUGUCAGUCUUUCAGAAUACGACCGUCACAGAGUGUCUCUUGGAGUUAGUGAGGGGUCACGUGAUAUUACCAGUGGUAAAGACUUCCCUUUUGAGCACAACCUCGACUUUCUGAACGGAGUUUCUUUUUCCAAGGGCUGCUACAUAGGACAGGAGCUAACAGCGCGUACCCACCAUGUUGGAGAAACAAGAAAGAGAGUUGUUCCUGUAAAGAUGACUGAGAAUGUUGAGGAUAUAGAACUCCCCGCUAGGAUCAGUAAAGGAUCUCGAGCAGCCGGAAAGCUACUCUCAGUUUAUGGAAACAUAGGAUUAGCCGUACUACGUUUUCCCUAUUUAGACCAAGAACUCUCAAUAAAGGGCUCAGAUGUGAAGUUAGUCGGUAGUAAACCGUCCUGGUGGCCUGAAGAAUUAAGGUGAUGUUUAGUAAUACUGACUGUAAUGGUAUUGACUACGUUUCUGGUGAUUUUGUUUUAAGUUAUCAUUAACUAAUACAGCUGUUCACAUUUCGGCUUUCGUAUUUACUAUUCGUUUAGAGUCAUUUGUACUGGAUUGUUGAUUCUGACUUGCUAUGAAGUGCAGACUAAUUGAAAGUGGAGCAAAUUAGGAUGAUUAUAAGAUUAUAUGAUUUUGUAAGAUUCAUAAGAAUAAUAUGUUCUAUUUUUAGCUUUAUUUUUCGAUAUGUUUUGAUGCAUGUUGCUACAUUUACUUUGAUCCAGUCCAGGGAGAAUGGUGUUGGUGUCUAGCAUUGUCUGUUGCCAGCAUAAUCGUAAUGGACAUUUUGGCAAGUUGGUAUACACGUAUUGUGUUUGAGAUUGUAACGCGCGGAGACAUUUUCCGUCUUUUUGAGCUUUCCAUGAUUUAUUUAUUAAUUUGUUUACGCGCGCGCAUGGCGGCCGCUACAUUUAAUAAACUUCAUUCUGACAUGAUAUUCACCUUUAAUUCACAAAUAAUCGGAUUUUCGAUGCAUCAAACAUGGAAUUGUUUGUUUUAAAGAUUUUACAUCGUCUAUAAUACUAAAAACUAAAACAAGGAUAUGAUACCGAUGUUCGUGCGACAACUAGCACCUUUUUUCAAGCUUAUGCUUCUC
Bolinopsis microptera is the source of this 1562-nucleotide messenger RNA. Its product is annotated as putative transferase CAF17 homolog, mitochondrial. NCBI's taxonomy places the organism in Eukaryota, Metazoa, Ctenophora, Tentaculata, Lobata, Bolinopsidae. The record is from RefSeq and is a predicted model, not a curated record. Bases 227 to 892 code for a protein of 221 amino acids. Gene Ontology annotation, biological process: iron-sulfur cluster assembly. The transcript has 7 exons. Gene Ontology annotation, molecular function: protein binding. Gene Ontology annotation, cellular component: mitochondrial matrix.